AUGACUUCCAGGCGCGCAGUACUCCUUUGCGUUAAAGAUGCUAGGGCUGGAGCUCUGACCAACGUUAGCAAUUUUGUGGCUUUGAAAAGACGUCCCAUUCAAUCAAUAUCAAAGACCAAUUCUUUAAAACGACAGGAAACACGAUGGUUUUCUUCCUCUCGGUGUCGGUGGGGAGAGGCUGUUGAGCAUGAAAGCAAGAGAAGCCAACCAGUCAUUGAUCGGCAACGGUCAAAGGUGUUCCACGAUGCAGAUGAAGCUGUGGCAGAUUUGAAGUCAGGCUCUACAAUUUUUAGUGCCGGUUUUGGUCUCUGCGGUACAGCUGAGACUAUCAUCACGGCUCUCCACAACCGAGGAGAUUCCCUCACCAAUCUGACAGCGGUGUCGAACAAUGCUGGCGCGUCAGGCGCUGGCGGUCUUUCCCCGCUGACACGAUCAGGGCAAGUAGAUCGAUGCAUCUUAUCGUAUCUGGGCAACAAUAAAACUCUGGAACAGAAAUAUCUGUCUGGAAAUAUUGCUAUCGAGUUAUGCCCCCAAGGCUCUCUGGCGGAGCGCAUUCGUGCAGGAGGUGCAGGCAUUCCUGCAUUCUACACUCCGACAGGAGUCUCUACUUUUAUCCAGACGGGAGGCAUUCCCACGAGAUUGGGUCCAGUUGAUCCCAAGACCAAGAAAUCCGUGGUUCUGGAAUCCGGAACGCCCCGCGAAACGAGGAUCUUCAACGGCAAGACAUAUGUAAUGGAAACAGCUCUCACCGGCGACGUGGCCAUCCUCCGAGCAUGGAAAGUCGACGAGGCAGGUAAUUGCCAAUUCCGGUAUACCACAAAGGCUUUUGGAACUAUCAUGGCCAAGGCCGCACGCUUGACAAUCGUGGAGGCUGAGAACAUAGUCCCUGUGGGCUCCAUUGACGCCAACGAUGUUCACCUGCCAGGAAUUUACGUUGAUCGCAUUGUUCCAGCUACCGUGGAGAAGAAGCUUGAACUCAAGAAAACUCGGUCAGUAGAUAGCGGGUUCGAGUCUGACUCAUCAGCCGCGUCUAGCUCCACCACAUCGUCCACCAAGUCUGAGGCGCUCAUUCGAAGGGACCGAAUUGCCCGCCGUGCUGCUAAGGAGCUCAAGCACGGCAUGUACGUCAACUUGGGAGUUGGCAUGCCCACUCUAGCGCCUUCCUUCCUCCCGGAUGAUGUUAAGGUCUGGAUCCAAUCUGAAAACGGCAUUCUCGGCAUGGGUCCCUAUCCUACAGAAGAAGAAGUCGACCCCGACAUCGUCAAUGCCGGUAAAGAGACCGUCACCCUCCUCCCUGGCGCCUCCACAUUUGAUUCAGCGGAAUCCUUCGGCAUGAUUCGUGGUGGGCACGUCGAUGUGUCCAUUCUAGGUGCUCUACAAGUCUCCGCCACCGGUGACUUGGCAAACUACAUGAUCCCCGGAAAAGUGUUCAAGGGUAUGGGCGGCGCGAUGGACUUGGUCUCGAAUCCCAACCAGACCAAGAUCGUGGUUACAACAGACCAUGUGGAUAAAUACGGCAAGAGUAAGAUCGUCGAGAAGUGUAGCCUGCCCUUGACAGGCGCAAACGUUGUCAGCACGAUCAUUACUGAUCUUUGUGUCUUCGAGGUCGACCGUGUCGGAGGCGGGUUGACAUUGACGGAACUUGCGCCUGGUGUCACUGUUGAGGACAUCAAAGCGGCUACAGACGCGGGCUUCGCUGUGGCGGAGAAAAUUGGCCAGAUGGAGGAAUAG
Molecule: messenger RNA, 1731 nt
Organism: Exophiala bonariae
Lineage: Eukaryota; Fungi; Ascomycota; Eurotiomycetes; Chaetothyriales; Herpotrichiellaceae
Exons: 1
Coding region: 1-1731 (576 amino acids)
Biological process (GO): ketone body catabolic process
Molecular function (GO): succinyl-CoA:3-oxo-acid CoA-transferase activity
Source: RefSeq, a predicted model, not a curated record